Messenger RNA from Anas platyrhynchos (mallard), 3797 nucleotides. RefSeq names its product fukutin (gene FKTN). Gene Ontology annotation, cellular component: Golgi membrane. Lineage: Eukaryota; Metazoa; Chordata; Aves; Anseriformes; Anatidae. The record is from RefSeq and is a predicted model, not a curated record.
CCCUGCGCCUCCCGCCUCCCGCAGGGCGGCCGCGCGGCCCGGUUGGGUCCCCCCGGUAGCGGCCCGGGGCCAUGCGAGUGGCGGCGCGGCCCCGGCCCCGGCCCUGGCCCCGGUCCCGGCCCCGGUCCCGAUGCAGAAGAUCAACAAGAACGCGGUGCUGGCGCUGCUGAGCCUCAGCAGCCUGCUGUUCCUCCUCUUCCAGCUCGCCUACUACAGGUCCUACCUGGCGCACAAGAACGGAGCAGCUUUUUCAAAAGCCAGAGGAAGCCAGUCAGGCCAGGACAGCACUAGAUGGCAUGUGGUUAGGAAGUUCCUAUCCUUAAUAUCCAGUCACAAUAUUCCAGUGUAUUUGAUUGAUCCUUUAAUUCUGGGACUUGUUGAUAAAGACAUUGAACAGAUCAGAAGUUCUUCUGAUGGCCCUAGUCCAGAAUGCAAGUACUUCUGUGUUCCAAGAGACUUCACUACGUUUGCACUACUGGACAAAACGUGGAAGCAUGAAGUGGGACUUUUUAGAACUGCUGAGAAAAUGGGGUUCCAAUGGCUAAAAGUCCUAAACAAGGACCCCCGCUUGGAUGGUAUGGAUGACCUGUCUGGAACUGAAAUUCCUUUGCACUACAUUUUUAAGCUGGCGUCUCAUGCCAUUCACCUGGUGGUCUUCUAUGAGAGGAGCGGUAAUUACCUCUGGCAUGGCCCCCUGAGGCUCAAGCAGCAUAUGGACAGAAAGUUUGUGCCUUUCCGGAAACUCCACUUCGGUCGCUACCCUGGAGCAUAUGAAAAGCCUGAACUCUUGCUUGUUUCCAUUGACGACUUAAAAAUUCAAAUUCCAAAAAAUCCGUCCAGUUUUCUAGAGGAGAUGACACACUCUAGAUUUCUUGAAUGUAGGUACAGAGAAGCUCGGGCUUUCUUUCAGCUGUAUCCUGAUGAUGCCUCUGUUGAUGCCGUGGAAUUUAGAAAAAGAGCAAAAUCCUUGCUCCAUCUGGCUGCCCUGACACUGAAUAACCUGGGAGUAAAGUUCUGGUUGAGCAGUGGAACUUGCCUAGGCUGGUAUAGACAGUGCAAUGUCAUUCCUUACAGCAAAGAUGUGGAUCUGGGGAUCUUUAUAAGGGACUACAAAGCAGAUAUCAUUCCAGCCUUUCAGAAGGCAGGAUUACCACUGAAGCACAAAUUUGGCAAGGUGGAGGACAGUUUGGAACUCUCUUUCCAGGGAGAAGAUGAUGUGAAGCUUGAUAUUUUUUUCUUCUAUGAAGAGGAUGACCACAUAUGGAACGGAGGAACUCAGGCAAAAUCGGGCAAGAAAUUUAAGUAUCUCUUUCCAAAGUUUACUCUGUGCUGGACUGAAUUCGUAGAACUCAAGGUACACGUUCCCUGUGAAACCCUUCAGUAUGUUGAAGCCAACUACGGGCCAGACUGGAAGGUUCCCGUCAAGAUGUGGGACUGGAAGAGCUCACCGUCCAACGUGCAGUACAACGGUGUCUGGCCUGUCGAUGAGUGGGACGAUGUCAUUCAGAUCUACUAAUCAAUCACCUCCCUGGUAUCCUUGAAACUGCCACUUUGUAAUUUCCUGUCUCCCAAGAGCAUCAAGAUCCGUUCCUUUUAUAACUUCUCAUCAGUUCCCCAAGGAGACGUUUUCCAUUUUUUGCUUAACAGAUUUUUUCACAUUCAUCAUGCAUUCUGAUAGUUAAAGGUUAACGGCAGAAUGUGGGAACUGAAGAGAAGGGAAGCUGAAAGUAAAGAUGUACAAAAUGGUGUAAACACAUGGGCAGUUGACCAUUUAAGUAAAAACUGUAGCCAAGUGGCUUAGACUUUCCUAGGGAUCAUCAAAACUAUUCAUUUCUCAAGCUCAAGAGAAGAAGAGGAUGGAAGAAUCCUGGAGAAGUUCUUUUUUUGUUGUUGUUGGUUUUUUUUGUUUGAUUGUUUUGUUUUGUUUUUUUCUGAGAUGCUCCUGUGAAUUCACAACUUUUAAACACCCUAUUUAUGAGUACCUUGAAUGCGUUUUAUCUGAGUCAUGUAUCCCUCUGAUGUGUAAUAGGUUGCUCUUGGAGUGGAAUAUUUCAGUUCAGAACCUGUGUGACCCACCUGCUUCACAUUUGUGGGAUAAUGGUCUAAUAUUAAAUGAGUGGGUGGAGGAAUUGAAAGCCCUGUCUGCAUCAGAGCUUAUUCAGUAAGAGUUUAACUAACCACUGCAUGCAGUAACAAGAAAUGUAACAACAGGGAAUGUUACCUGCUUUUGUUCUCUCUUUUUUGUGAACAUGAGGGUGUAUGCUGCAGGGAGGUGCUUGCCUUGAAAAAAUGUAUUACCUGGUUUUGAUAUCCCAAUCAGUGUUCUCUGUACAGAAGCUGAGUGGAUUUUAGAGGAUUAUAGCUAUCCCUGCUUUCUUACAAUUAGAUGGAAAUGAGGGUCUCGAUGCUUUUCUGUUUAGCAUGGGCUCGCAGAACUGAGAUCCCUGUGAAUCACAGCUCUUUUCUCUAAGUGUAAGCAGAAGUGUGUACAAACACCAACUGCUCCGUCAAAUUUGCAAUAGCAUGAUUGCAAGGGAAGUGUUAGCAUAACAUUAGGCUUUGGAUGGGAAGGGAGUGGAAGCCUGACAACUCUCUCCUCUUGUUUCUGGUUGUCUUUUGGGUCAAUGGAAUAAGCUCUCUUACUCAGUGUUUUGGAGCAGAGUAAUAGUUUUUAUGUGAAAUUAUGUGUCCAAGUUUGUUCCAGCCCUGCUGUGCAGGGAAGGCGAGACCAUUUAGUUACCAGUGAGUUAUGACUGAUGUGUGGUACAGACCGGGGAAUACUUUGAACUAGUGUCAAGGUACUGAAUAUUUCUCCUGUUUUCUUGCAACUAAUCUGCAUCCAUUCUUUCCUUGCUAACGUAGAAGGGCUGUCCACGAGUUGCAGCUGUGUCACAUUCUUACUGGGGAGGUUGAGUGUGUGGUUUGCAUUCUGCUGAUGUGCAGUUUUCAGCCAUGCGGCUGUUUUAUGGCUGUAUCAUUCCAGGUGCACUCGGGGUCUUCCCUGCUGUCCCCAUCCUGGAGUGUGCUGCAUCCAUUUCCCUGCCAGUCCUCUGUGUUCCAGAGUUCUCCUGCCACUGAGACACUGGAGUGAAUUAUUCAGCUUCUGGCAAAACCUGUCAUGCUGGCUUGAAGUGGUGCUGUAACUUUUCCUAAUUAAGAAGGAGAUAUGAAAUCCUGCUGUUGCCACUAACUUGCAAACAUAAACAUCGCAUCAUGAGGGAUAAUUUCUCAGGUAGAUUUUUUUUGUAUUUCUUUCCUUAAAAUGGAAAAGGCCAAUGUCCUCUUGAUUCUAGUGCUCGGAGCUCUGUUGUCAUCAACUUCUUUGUUUAAUAGUGUACAGUAAACCUGAAAGUUUUACAAAUGUGAUAGAUCUUUAAAAAAAGAAAGGAAAGAUGCUAUCAGAAAAUUACAGUCCUGUCAAAUUUUUGACUUUGUAUUUGUACAUGGAAAGAAUUUGUAAUGGAAAAAAUGCAUGUUCCUGAGAGAGAGGAUGUCUUAAAUAUUUGAUUAUAACUGUGUAUAAGUUAUUCAAGUUAAAAUAUUUUCUCUUCAGAAGAUACAAAGGAAUAUUUAACACAGAUUAAAGGAACGAGGGUCUAGUUUGCUACUCAGAAUGUGGUCUCAUGCUUUGUUUUGUCAUCUUGGGCAGCGUUUAACACAUUCAUUGUAGUUUCUACAAAAUAAUGCAGAGGCAGAAGUUUUGAACUGUUUCUUACACUGCUUAUUGGACAUCAAUCUUGAGCUUUUAUUUUUUAAUAAAUUUGAUGAGAUGUCAGCUAUGCUGAGUUCUAAUAUGA